GUCGUCACUGGUAUCGUCGUCGUCCUGAUCAUGGUCGUCACUGGUAUCGUCGUCGUCCUGAUCAUGGUCGUCACUGGUAUCGUCGUCCUGAUCAUCGUUAUCGUUGUGGUCCUGAUCAUGGUCGUCACUGGUAUCGUCGUGGUCCUGAUCAUGGUCGUCACUGGUAUCGUCGUGGUCCUGAUCAUGGUCGUCACUGGUAUCGUCGUCCUGAUCAUCGUUAUCGUUGUGGUCCUGAUCAUGGUCGUCACUGGUAUCGUCGUCGUCCUGAUCAUGGUCGUCGUCGUCGCCACAACAAUAACAACAAAGAUGGCAGCAAAUUCAAAGCAACAAUGGGAAAUUAUCAAAAAAUCCUUCUUUAUUGAGGGAAAUUUUGGAGAUGUGGGUGAUGGUGAUGAACUGGAGCUAGUAAUGAGACUGGUACAACAGCUUGGAGUUGGCCAACUUGUUCUUGACCUGGCUCUAGAUGCCAUCUGGGUUACUAUCAGACAGUCAGUUGUGCCAAAAUUCUGGAGCCACUUUGUUACCUACAACACUGAGGAGAGUGGCAGAUAUGAGGGAGCGAGUGAAGGGAGUGUGGAGGUGAUGUCAAGAGUAACAACUGCUGUUAGUGAGCUUUACAGCAGUGCUGUCACAUUUUUGCCUCAAAUACAUAGGUGUGAAAUGUUAUGUGAACAUUGUGGAGCCAAGUUUGAAGAUUGUAUCCCUGGUGGUCUGAUGGAACAUUUCAAAUUACAUUUACGAGCUACCUUACACAGCCAGAUGCCAACCUCAUUUACGAACCUUCUUCAAAAAUUUUAUGCUGCAGCUUUCAAGGUCUUUUAUAAUGCUGAAGGUGGCAACCAGGGGGAAGAAUGUGAUGAAGGAGCAGAUGAGGUUGUAAAGUGUGGCGGUUGUGAUGCGCCGACUGAUGCUUGUCAUUGCCAUGCUAUAACUAACACUUUUUCUCAAGUUAAUAAACAGUUGCUGGAGUUAGACUUGCUAGAGAGACUUGCUGGUGACAUUAUAUCAUCACUGUUGCUCACUGUCAUCACUGAUCAUGUCACUGCCACUUGCCGAGACUCGUAUGACCAGUCACGUAUUAGCCAGCUUGAGAAGUGGGUGGAGAGUGUGGUGAUAGGAUGGCUGGAAGUGGUGUACUGUGGUGGUCGUGGUCAACUCUCUUCAGCUGAUUCUGUAGUACAGACUAUGGUGGCUAACAACCUUAACCAGACCUAUAUGACAGCUCUUUAUCAUACUUAUACAACAACACGGAUAGACCAGCUCUUUAAUAUUGUCAUUGAAUACCCAGAGUCUCAGCCAGCUCUAGAAGAUAUCCGAGAAUGUUUAGAUCGUACUCACUUAAGGAAUCACCUUGUAGACUCCCUGAGAUCAGCAAUACAGACACGUCUUCUUCACCCUGGAGUCAACACAACUGAUGUUCUUCAUGCAUAUAUCUCAGCUAUUAAGGCUUUGCGUGUACUUGACCCAAAGGGAGUUCUUCUUGAGCUGGUUUCAGAGCCUGUAAGACAGUAUUUACGUGGAAGAGAAGACACGGUACGUUAUAUUGUAACAAGCUUGACCGACGAAAGUUGCUCGGAACUAUCAGAAGAGUUGCUGGUUGCUGCACCAUUGGUCUUGGAUGAUUCUCACAGUGAUGAUGACAAUAUGGAUAACUGGGAGACAUGGACACCUGAUCCAGUACAUGCACAUAGUUUGAAAUCAAAAUCACAGCGUACAGCAGAUAUAAUUUCCAUGUUGGUGAAUAUUUACGGGAGUAAAGAUGUCUUCAUCACAGAGUACCGUACUAUUCUGGCUGACAGAAUACUCUCUCAGUUUAGUUAUGAUACUGAAAGAGAGAUCAGAUAUUUGGAGCAUCUAAAGGUCAGAUUUGGAGAGACUCUUGCACUGCUUCAUAAAUGUGAGGUAAUGGUAAAGGACGUUGCAGACUCCAAGCGCAUCAACAGCUCCAUUAAUUCUGAUGAAAAUCCUCGUAGAGAGAAGCAGAUGUUCCCUGUAUCAUGUAUGAUUCUUUCUGCACAGUUCUGGCCCUCAUUUAAGGAAGAACGUCUCCAGUUACCAGAGGAAGUAAUGAAGGAGCUGGAUACUUACACUGAAGCAUUCCAAGACCUUAAGGGCAACAGAACACUAAACUGGAAACCACACUUAGGACAGGUUCAAGUAGAAAUUGAUUUGAAAAACCGUACACUAAAUUUGACGGUUACGCCAACUCAAGCCACCAUCAUAUAUCAUUUUCAAGAACGAGCUCGCUGGUCCAUAGAUGAUUUGAGCACCGUCACACAGGUCCCCAAAACUGUUUUGAGGAGAAAGAUUACAUACUGGCAAACACAGGUGGGUGACAAUAAUGUUUAUUUUUUAAAGGAGGUUUUGUGGGCGAGGGGCUUGGACUUCCAGCAAGCGUGCAUGAGCGUGUUAGAUAGGAGUGAAUGGAGACGAAUGAUACUUGGGACCUGACGAUCUGUUGGAGUGUGAGCAGGGUAAUAUUUAGUAAAGGGAUUCAGGGAAACCGGUUAUUUUCAUAUAGUCGGACUUGAGUCCUGGAAAUGGGAAGUACAAUGCCUGCACUUUAAAGGAGGGGUUUGGGAUAUUGGCGGUUUGGAGGGAUAUGUUGUGUAUCUUUAUAUGUAUAUGCUUCUAAACUGUUGUAUUCUGAGCACCUCUGCAAAAGCAGUGAUAAUGUGUGAGUGUGGUGAAAGUGUUGAAUGAUGAUGAAAGUAUUUUCUUUUUGGGGAUUUUCUUUCUUUUUUGGGUCACCCUGCCUCGGUGGGAGACGACCGACUUGUUGAAAAAAAAAA
This is a messenger RNA of Cherax quadricarinatus, 2792 nucleotides long. The record is from RefSeq and is a predicted model, not a curated record. NCBI's taxonomy places the organism in Eukaryota, Metazoa, Arthropoda, Malacostraca, Decapoda, Parastacidae.